Messenger RNA from Juglans microcarpa x Juglans regia, 1939 nucleotides. RefSeq names its product COBW domain-containing protein 1-like. Bases 232 to 1806 code for a protein of 524 amino acids. NCBI's taxonomy places the organism in Eukaryota, Viridiplantae, Streptophyta, Magnoliopsida, Fagales, Juglandaceae. The record is from RefSeq and is a predicted model, not a curated record. The transcript is spliced from 10 exons. Gene Ontology annotation, cellular component: cytoplasm.
AGUCUCAAAAAUAAAAAUGAAAAAUGAAAAGAUGUUUGACGUGUUACACCGUCCACAGGUACACCUUCGUGAUCAUUUCAUUACCGGAUAGACGGAUAAACCCUGGAUGACAUAAACCCUGGAUAGACGGAUAAACCCUCUCCCUCUCUCUCUCUCUCUUUCCCCCCCCCCCCCCCCCCCCCCCCCCAAAAUCUUAAACCCAAAAGUCCAACCUUACCGUCUCGAGCGAGCAUGGCUUCGGUAACGGCGGACCUAGCCACCACCUUCCUCACCCUCACCUAUCGCCACCGGACCCCACUCUCCCAGGUCCGAGCCACGGUCCUCCCCUUCAUACGAUCAGCCAGGACCUGCCAGUUCCGGCCCGUGCGCUUCACCACCACGUCGUCGUUUCACUCCAGAAUCAUCGCCGUCGAUUCCCCUAAGGCUAAAGUCAUCUCGCGUCGGCUCUCGGUUGCCGCAACCGCCACCACGACUCCUCACAGCGAAGGCUCCGAUGUCUCCACCAAGAUUCCGCCCGACGAUAGGGUCCCCGCCACUAUAAUUACCGGAUUCCUGGGUUCUGGAAAGACAACAUUGCUUAACCAUAUCUUGACUGCGGAGCAUGGGAAGCGAAUUGCAGUCAUAGAGAAUGAGUAUGGGGAAGUAGACAUUGAUGGUUCUUUAGUAGCUGCGAAAACUACUGGGGCUGAAGAUAUUGUCAUGUUGAAUAAUGGCUGUCUUUGCUGCACUGUGAGGGGUGAUCUUGUGAGGAUGAUCUCUGAAUUGGUGAAUAAGAAGAAAGGAAAAUUCGAUCAUAUAGUGAUAGAGACUACAGGAUUGGCAAAUCCGGCACCUAUAAUCCAAACAUUUUAUGCUGAGGAUGAUGUUUUUAACGACGUCAAGUUGGAUGGCGUUGUCACAUUGGUUGAUGCUAAACAUGUUGGCUUUCACCUGGAUGAAAUAAAGCCGAAAGGAGUGGUCAAUGAGGCCAUAGAACAAAUUGCUUAUGCUGAUCGUAUCAUUGUGAACAAGACUGAUCUUGUUGGCGAUCCAGAAAUUGCAUCUUUGGUCCAGCGAAUAAGGAAAAUAAAUCACAUGGCUGAUUUAAAGCGGACAGAGUUUGGAAAAGUUGACUUGGACUAUGUUCUUGGGAUUGGAGGAUUUGAUUUGGAGAGGAUUGAGAGUGUUGUCAAUGCUGAAGGUGCAAAGGAAGAUCAUGACCAUGGCCACCACAACCAUGAUCAUCAUGAUCACAACCAUAAGCACGAACAUCAUGAUCAUCACCACUCUCAUGAUCACAGUCAUGAUCCUGGUGUUUCUUCUGUCAGCAUAGUUUGUGAAGGGAACUUAGACCUUGAGAAGGUUCUCUCUCUCUCUCUCUCUCUCUCUCUCUAUAUAUAUAUAUAUAUAUAUAUGCAUGUAUGUAUAUAUAGAAACUUGAAUUUAAUGAGGCUAAUUAAUUUACAAAUGACACAGCAGUAUUUUUCUACUAUUUCAUCGACCUGUUCUUUAGUUUCAGAUGGUUUACUAGACAGGAGAUGGUCAAUAACUGCCGACUUGAUGAGCAAUCACUCUUUUUUGCAGGCUAACCUUUGGCUCGGUACAUUGUUAUUGGAACGCAGUGAGGACAUAUACCGGAUGAAAGGUCUUCUAUCUGUUCAGGGCAUGGAUGAGAGAUUCGUUUUUCAGGGAGUCCAUGACAUAUUCCAAGGUUCACCUGAUCGGUUGUGGGGCCCAGACGAACCAAGGAUGAACAAGAUUGUGUUCAUAGGGAAGAAACUGGAUGCACAGGAAUUAGAAAAGGGUUUUAAAGCCUGUUUACUAUAAUACGAACGGAAGAUUUUAUCCAUUUUUAUUCUCGAUAAUGGUCUCGAACAUUAUGACAGUGGCCUAAUGUUGCGUAUGGAAAUUAUGUGACUCUCACCAAUAAUUAUAUUAAUUAUCAUAUAGAAAUUUAGUA